AUAAGUUGAUGUUUCUCCGAAAUAAGAGAUCUGGUCCACGUUCAUGUUACAUGCACAUCAUAUCACAUCACGUGAUACCUUGCUUAAACACCGGAAUGAAAUUUGUAAUAAUCUUCAAAUUUUAUUUGGACACAAAAAAAAAAGCUUCUAAAUAUUGUUUGGUGUAAUUUGAGACGCCUAGGUUUUGUAAAUUAUGAUAAACAGAUAAGCAGACGGUCGUUUGAUUUGAAAUGGCCAUGUUUAGCAAAUUAUGACAAUCUUCGUAUGAUUGUUUACAUGUCAAAGCAUAAAGAUUAGAGAGAAACGAGACUAAGAUAAAUAAGUGGUUAAUGAUCGGGGAGAGAACUGGAACAACAGCAUGAUAUGUCACAUGACCUCCAAUAAUAAAUUAACAAUCCAAGGUGUCUAUAUAAUCCAAUGUGUCUAUAUAUAUAUAUAUAUACACAUAAUCGAUAGUUUCACAAUUUGCUAAAAGCUAGCAUUUUCAAUUCCCGAAACAAACAUGUCGCGUUUCGUGAUACUCUCUCUAACUCUCAUGGUUUUCAUCAACUCAUCAAGCUUUCCAAAUACAGUAGCCACUCCACCAGGCACGUACCAAAACCACACAACGUACGUAAAAACGGCAUGCAAUUCAACAACAUAUCCUAUGAUGUGCUAUAACUCAUUGUCCUCUUACUCCGCCACCAUCAAGUCUGACCCAAUCAAACUUUGCACAACAUCACUCAACCUCAACGUCAAAUCGGCUAAAAAUUCCACAUUAGUUGUCUCUAACCUUCUCCAAAAGGCUAAAGCCGCCAAAAGCCACGAGGUCUCGAUCCUUAAAGACUGCGUGGACGAGAUGAAGGACACUAUCGACGAGCUUAAGCAAGCGGUCGCCGAGAUGAAGUAUGUCAGAGGCCGAGGAAAAACUACGGAGGAGCAUUUAAAGAACGUGAUGACGUGGGUGAGCUCUGCGUUGACCUACGAGGGCACGUGUACGGACGGAUUCGAGGAAGGGAAAGUAAAUGUGGAAACAAAGAAGAAGGUGAAGAAGGCUGUUUCUCAGCUUUCAAAGACUACAAGCAAUACUUUAGCCCUUCUUACUCAUUAUUUAAGUUACUGAUGAAUAUCCAUUAUAUUCACGGCACCGCACCUCGAUCUUUUUGCUUGUGCA
Molecule: messenger RNA, 1153 nt
Organism: Arabidopsis lyrata subsp. lyrata
Lineage: Eukaryota; Viridiplantae; Streptophyta; Magnoliopsida; Brassicales; Brassicaceae
Product: pectinesterase inhibitor 4
Exons: 1
Coding region: 503-1102 (199 amino acids)
Biological process (GO): negative regulation of catalytic activity
Molecular function (GO): enzyme inhibitor activity
Source: RefSeq, a predicted model, not a curated record